CAGGGCAGAGGUAGAUUUUGGUAGCCCGACUGGAAAAAUCGCUAGCCCCGGGAUGUUGGGCUAGCGAUUUUGCGAGCCCUGCACAUGUACCUCAUAUUUAUAGCAUCUAGUAAAGACAGGGGUAAAGAUGACAAUAAUGAACUAAACCACAAUCAGAAACAUCAGGGUGGAUAAAGAUGUAAUUAGUGUUGGAAAAUGAAUGACACCAACCUCUACCACAGGGGAAUUGUAGAAAAGGGGAGAGGCCAAAGUGGUACCCCAAAUUUAUAGGGUUGCACCAAAGAAGAAGUAGAAAAGGAUGAGGAGGGGCUCUAACUGAUAAUGAAGUUAACUACAGGCUUGGAGGUCCUAAAAGUCAGGUAUAAAAGUAACAGUGUGGGGUUUUGAACACAUUUUGUGUAAUUAUAAGAAUAUGUAAUUUAUGACCCGGUUACACAUUCAAAUGUCUUUUUUUGACCUCACACGCACACUUGAUUGUUCAGUCAGUGCAAAUACAGUAAUGUGCAAAAGUCUUAGGUUACCCCUCCUUUAAAUUUUGCUAUGAAAAUGAGAAAAAGAUGCUAAGGGUUAUUGAAUGAGGAAAUACAGGCUAUAAGGCAAAAACAGAGUUUUUUACAGUUCUGUUCUAUAACAUAGCUCGAACUCUCAUAGGCAGCUUUCUUGACAUUUCUUAAGUAGUUUUCAGUUUUCAAUUACGACACGAAAGAGCCGAUAGAUACAGAAAAAGGCUCAGACAUCUCCGUACCCCACUUAGCUCCUUGCAUAGUUUGAUGUGAAUACCAAAAAUCCUAAUUACAUAUGCAACGACCCCUCUGCUUUGCAAUUUAACAAACAGCUGAUGGUUCACUUUGUCAAAUGCUUUGGGCGCAUCUAAAAAGCACAUAAAACGGAUGUGUUCUGUCCCUAUAUUUGUAUAUAUAUUUAUGUAUGGAUCAGUAUAACGCUUACUCUUAAAACCAACUUGAUUAUCAGUUGUUGUUAUAUGCUUUUGAAAUCUGUGUUCAAACACUUUAGAAAAUACAUUUGCCAAGGCAGUUGGUCUCUAAUUAUCAAUUCUAGAAAUCUUCCCACUUUUAUCUUUUACUACUGGCACUAACGGAAAUGAUAACAUGGAAUCAGCCAUCUACAUUGAAGCAGUAGGGAUGUCUGCAGCAGAGAGCAACCAUGCGCAACGUGUCCUGUCUGCCCUGAACCAGCAGAGGGCAGUGGGCAGGUUUUGUGAUGCAUCAUUGAAUGUGGGAGACGGGGUAGUGUUCCUUGCUCAUCGCAACAUCCUCGCCUGCUUCACUGAACUCCUCCAGCAGUCAAACGUGCCUUCUGCAACAGAGUUCUGCCUGCAGGGAUGCCCCAGUGAUGGCUUGGAGCUGCUCCUAAACUUUGUCUACACCGGAGAGCUGAAGUUGGAUCCUCGCAACCUGGACAGAGUCCAGCAGGCAGCAGCCAGCCUGUGCGUACCAGAGGCACUCACACGCUGUCAGCAGUUCAAGGAGACCUCUAAGGAGCCUGUGCCUGUCAAGCGUAAAAGAGGUAGACCUAGAAAGUCUGCCUCAGACAUCACGAAAUACGAGCCCACCAUUGAUACUGCUGCAGCCAGUUUUACCACUGCUGCCACUACUACAGCAACCACCACACGCUCUGGCCGAGUAGUGAAGAGCUCCAGGCGACUUGUGACUAUCGAUGAGAGCCCUACAACUGAAAAUGAGUUGGCCCCGCCUCUUCCUGUGGAGAAAGAAGUUGGUGAUGCAGUUGUUGAGGAAAACCAAAACUCAGAUCAGCUAGCUGGUGAAACCGAGGUAACGGAGCUGCAGAUUAACGACAAUGUUAUUAGCCAGGUAAGUGGGGAAGUGGAAGCAGAAGACGAUAAUGAUGACGUGGAUAUUCCGGAGGAGAUUCCCGAAGACACAGAUGAGGAGUAUGUGCCUGCUACUAAGCCCGCUUCCUCAACCACAUCCCCGUCUACGGCGACUGGACAGAAAUGCAAGGCCCAGAGUCAAAAAAACAAAAACAAGAAUGGUCAGACGAUGGAGGACGAUUCUAAGAAGGCCUCCGUGCAGUGUCCCAUCUGCUUCAAAGCCUUCAAGAGCAAAUACUACCUCAAGGUUCACAACAGGAGGCAUACAGGGGAGAAGCCCUUUGGUUGUCUUAAAUGUGGAAGACGGUACUACAGGAAGGAGAACCUUUUGAUACACGAGAUGAGAGACUGUUCUAGUGCGCUGACGUACACCUGCCUCAUUUGUUCUACUACAUUUAACACAAAAGAAGCGCUACGAUUGCAUACUGUCACCCACACAGGAGAAAUGCCCCACAAGUGUUCAACAUGUCCUGAACAAUUUAUGUACAAGAAAAACUUGACAGUUCAUAUGAUGAAGGUGCACGGUUAUCCCAAACCACAUGCAUGUUCCCAGUGUCCCAAAACCUUCUUAACUCGUGCGGAGCUGCGUGUGCACGAAGCCGCCAAACACCGUGGAGAAAAGCCGUUUGUGUGCGAGGAGUGUGGCCAUCGGGCAUCUAGUAGAAACGGCCUGCAGAUGCAUAUCAAAGCUAUCCACAGAAAUGAGCGCCCUUUUGUCUGUAACUCGUGUGGCCACGCCUUCUCCCAAAAGAACAACCUCAACAUGCAUCUGCGUAUACACAGUGGCGAGAGGCCAUACCAGUGUCACCUCUGCGGGAAAACCUUUAGGACACAAGCCAGUCUGGAUAAACACCACCGGACUCACACCGGCGAGCGGCCCUUCGGCUGUGAUGUCUGUGAGCAGCGCUUCACAGAGAAAGGCGCUCUUCUCCGACACAAGGCCAGCAAGCACGAGGAAGGCCGCCCCCACUGCUGUCACAUCUGCGGUAAAACUUUCAAAGCGAGGGAGCAGCUGCGUGUCCACCUGCGUCGUCAUAAAGGCAUGAGGAAGUUUGAGUGUGUAGACUGCGGCUACAAGUUCACUCGACAGGCACAUCUGCGGCGUCACAUUCAAAUUCACAAGCGCACUGAGAACUACAACCCGCGGCAGAGGAAGCUGAGGAAUGUGAUUGUGCAAGAUGUGGAUGGAAGUCCGGUCGAGACCGAAGCUCCCAAAUCGGAGGAGGCCUCGCUGAUCUGUGAUGGGUCCACUCAGGAGUCCACAAACCGAGGAGCUGAAUCCUCAACAGGUCUCACCUCUGGCUGCAUCGUGAGGGUUGUGAUUGAGUCGAGUGAUGCGGUGAUGGAGGAGGUUAUUUCUAACCAGAACUUGGGAGAGGUCGAAUCCACGCAGACUUUUCCUGUGUUGCAGCAAACACAGCUGGUUACUGAGCCCUAUGAGUCCACGAUAGACAUGGAGGGAAUUGUUGAGAAUUUGUCAGAGAGCAAGACCUGAAGCGAGCAAGUGUGCAAAACAACAAGUCUGCUUCUGCUUCCACGCAUGCAAGAAAAGCAGAUUCAUGCACUCUGUAGUUUACACAGUAAUUCAAUUGCAUGUUUUUAAAUGCUGUUUGAAUGUAAAAUGUUAUUUUCCACCUUGUUAAGACAGGUUUUGUCAGUGUGCUUACAGCAGCUGGAGCUCAGUGUCACCUUACAUUGCUGAUUAAAGGAGAACGUUUUCCGUGCAGUCAGAAAAGCAUUUUCUUACUUUUGGUUACAAUGUGGUUACAGUGUACAAAUGUAGUAGUUCAGUGUUUUUUUUAUUACGGUUCCUCCAGGUGGUGGUUUUGUACUGGACUGCAUUAUGUUUCAGGGUGUUUCUAAUAUUCUUUGAAAUAGAAGAGUUGCAGAGCAGUAAAAUUGCACAAGUGUGUAAAAAAAAAAAAAGUAAAGGCAGUUACAAGGUGGAUGAGUGCUAACAACCAAUCAUGAAUGUAAACAUCCAUCCAUCCAUCUUCAUCCGCUUUAUCCGAGGCCGGUCGCAGGGGCAGCAGCCUAAGCAAAGGGAGGGGCUCAGAGUAGAGCCGCUGC
Molecule: messenger RNA, 3922 nt
Organism: Haplochromis burtoni (Burton's mouthbrooder)
Lineage: Eukaryota; Metazoa; Chordata; Actinopteri; Cichliformes; Cichlidae
Gene: zbtb48
Product: zinc finger and BTB domain containing 48
Exons: 11
Coding region: 1110-3347 (745 amino acids)
Molecular function (GO): protein binding
Source: RefSeq, a predicted model, not a curated record